AUGGAGGUUGUGCUCGAAGCCCCGAGGGCCAUCCUGCCCACCGAGUGCAUUUGUGGGGAGUGCAUUGUCAACUUUGCGAACGAGCUGGCCCAGACGAAUUCCAGAUACGUGCCCAUGGCUGUGUCGGUCCAAGAGGUGGGCCUCCCUUCAUGGAUCGUCAGCGUCAGACAUGAAGUAUCUCAUUCCGUCACCUUCCCGUCUCUCUGGCGCCUCAAGAAAUGCAUUGAUUUUGCGAGGAAGUGGCUAUGGAGUGCGGCCUGGAAGGAUCCAAAGCAAUCUUUUGUCGUCGCAUCGACCUGCGCCGACCAUUAUCAACUGCAGCGGAACCUUGAACAAAGCACACGCCUUCAAAAAAUUUCCGCAGAUAUCGAAAAGUUUAUGUCGUGGCGAGCAUCGACCCGGAUGGCAAAUGGUCAAGAUACGUUAUUCACGAAAGAAGCGGUUUUCAAGUUGCCAAUUGUCCUCCGUUUAAUGGAGCGAUAUGAGGAGAAUCCAAACGAAUUUUUGCACGUCUUCACAAAGGAUGGCUAUUUGAUAUUUUCCCCUGAACAGAUCAGAAAAGGGCAUUUUGUAGAUGACGACUCCGGCCUGGGAGACGUGGUGAGGAGACAGAUGCAGAUAUUUUGGUCGCCAGUCAUCGAAAUCUUCAUGCACUACAACGCUAUCCCCGAUUUUCUAAUGAUGCUAAUGUCACGGCUGAAAGAAAGCGACGUUGCCAAGUCUUCUGUCUAUCAACUGGUAGCCUGGUGUGAAUUGAUCAUUCAAGGCAUUCGACCAGCAACAGCACAAUUCACUCAGGAUGAUUGGCAACGGAUAUUGCAUACAAUGACCAGCAUGUCCGAUUAUUUCCAGAGCGCAAGCAUCAAGAAGAUUAUGGAGAUGAUGCCAAACUUGCGGGCCUCACAACGCAGACGACUGAAGGAGUUAUUGGCACUUUCCCACAAUGCGGACGACGACCGGACAUCUGCAGAUCGCGGGUCUGCCGACACGACGAAUUCUCUGGAUGGCGUGCACACUGUCGAUGAACUAUUCACGAUUAUGGCUCAAGAAAAAGCCGAGCGAGCAGCAAGAAAACAACUGGAAAAUGACGGCAAUCCGUGGAAGGAGUGCGAAAUGGAAGCAUGGAUUGGAGUGCCGAUCGGGCUAGCACCGCAUCAGACCGCCGAGAGCCUUAGCCUGAUCAUCGAUGAUGAAUAUAUCGAACAAAUGAGACGGGAGGAGCGAUCGAAUGAUCGGCGUUCAGCUGUGAAAUCA
This is a messenger RNA of Mesorhabditis spiculigera, 1254 nucleotides long. NCBI's taxonomy places the organism in Eukaryota, Metazoa, Nematoda, Chromadorea, Rhabditida, Rhabditidae. The record is from the annotation of a GenBank genome assembly.